This is a messenger RNA of Uranotaenia lowii, 10468 nucleotides long. Its product is annotated as dynein axonemal heavy chain 2-like. Gene Ontology annotation, cellular component: dynein complex. Gene Ontology annotation, biological process: microtubule-based movement. The record is from RefSeq and is a predicted model, not a curated record. Gene Ontology annotation, molecular function: minus-end-directed microtubule motor activity; ATP binding; dynein light intermediate chain binding. Bases 107 to 10300 code for a protein of 3397 amino acids. Lineage: Eukaryota; Metazoa; Arthropoda; Insecta; Diptera; Culicidae. The transcript is spliced from 22 exons.
ACUUAACGAAAAUAUUCAGAUAUUAAGCAUUCAGCCGCACAGUGUGGAAGAGCUGAAAGAGCUUGAGGAAACCUUCAGUAAGUGCAAUGAUGAAAUUCCUGUGUUAAUGAAUGAAAUAGAUAAAAUCGUUCUGUAUUUUAAUGUACUAGAAAAAUAUGUGUCAGACCUUCUGCCAGAAGCAUUUGAACUAUACAAGAACAUAGAUGAAAUUUGGAAAUCAUACUUGGCUUACAUAAAUUAUAUAAAAGAACAAAUUGAAGUGUAUCAAAAUCAAUUCAAGCUAUCUAUGAAUAUGGAGGUUGAAAAACUUAAAGUAAAUGCAUUAGAAAUGUUGAAAAUGCUUGAAUAUACGAUGCCUAUCGAUGACGAAAUGGAAUCCGAGCAAGCAUUUAACAUUAUUGAAAAUUUGAUGACCAAACUUGAAGAACUUGAAUCCGAGGAAAAUAAAAUAGCUGAAAAAAUGCGAUUGCUGGGCGUCGAAUAUAAAAUGAUGAAUGAAAUUCAAGAAAUAAGAAAAAAGCUGGAAGAUAUAAAGGCGAUUUGGAUUUUUUCUGAAGGAUGGACGGCUUUUAAGGUGAAAUUUUUGGAUCAACAAUAUACAGCAAUAGAUUUAGACUACCUGUCAGAAAACAUGAUGAUUCUUAUGAAAUCUUUCAAUGAUUUGAAAUCGAGUAUUAAUAAAACUGAAUAUCCAAUUUAUAUAUCAACGGAAAUGGAAGUAACGAAUUUUGACACAAUUGUGAAAAUAAUCGUUCAGUUAAAAUCAUCUCAAAUGAGAGAACGUCAUUGGACAUCAAUUUCAGUGUUUUUGAAAAUCUCAUCUCUGCAUGAAGAUGUGUUGACGCUGAUUGAUAUGGUUGAUAAUAAAUUUGACCAAUAUGAAGAUUACUUUCAACAUAUAUGUCAUGUAGCAAGAAAGGAAUACGAAAUUGAAACUGAAAUCGAUUUGAUUGCAAACGGAGCUAAUAAAAUCAAAAUAAAUGUAAAGGAAACUAAUGGAGUAUUCACUAUAGCGAAUACUACGGAAAGCUACAAAUUGUUGCAACACUAUAUUAUGAAAGUUGACCAACUAAAUUUGUCGAAAUAUCGAAAUCCUUUUCAGAAAUUAAUAAACUAUUGGGAGGAAAUACUUAACUAUGAGAAAGAUCUUCUUGAUUCUGUUAUAAAAACAGAGCAAAAAUGCAAUGUUCUUCAUGAUCUUUUGAAACCUGCAGACAAAUCGAUUGACCUUCAAGAUAUCCUGACCACAUAUAGAUAUUCUUACAAACGAUGGACCCAUCUUAUGAAUUUUAUCAGAUAUUCAAACUUAAGAUUGGAUAUCUGUACGAAAGGAUUGCAGCUGUUACUCGAAGUCGAAGAUUUGUGCGAUAAUUUCGAAAGAAUUCUCGAUGCAUUGAGAGUGAUGCUUGAAAAAGAAAGAAACAAUUGUUUCAGAUUUUAUUUGGUUCCAGAUAUCGAAAUGAUUGAUCUUUUGGCGCAUCCUACAGAUCUCAAGCAACUUAAAAAAGCUUUAACAUACUGCUUCGAAAACAUUGGAAAUGUAAUAACUAAACGGGUGGCAAUGCCACAAAAGGUCGAUCGUUGGGAAUUAUCAGGUAUCCUAACCUAUGAUGACGAAAAUAUAAUGUUCAUCGAUCCGAUAACAAUAGAUUAUGCAUAUACUGCUGGUCAAACUGUGAAUCAACUGGAAAGUUAUCUAAGAUUAGCACUAAUAAAAAAUGUGAAAAUUUGCUUGCACAAGUUGAAGCUAAACUAUUUCAACCGCAUUAGUAGUGGAUGGCUGUACAAUUUUCCUCGUCAAGUAUGCUUUAAAUGUUCACAUAUUGAAAAUACACUUCUCAUACGGAAUGCAUUGUUGCAAACAGAACUUCUGGAAAAAAGCAAACCUUUAAAAAUGUUGAAAAUAAUGCACAAAAAGCUCCUUGAUGGACUAGUGACAGAUUUUACAGCAGCGCCCGAAUCUUCCAGCAUGUCGAAAAAAAAGACAUUAUACGACUACAUCUUAACUGAAACCAAUAUACGAGAUGUAAUUGGAAAUUUGCUUGCUACGAAAGUCAAAGGAUUGAAAAAUUUUGAAUGGUUAUCAUUACUUCGUGCAGUUUGGAAUGAGGAGAAAUCAACAUGUGCUAUUUUACAUUUGAAUAGUAGCUUCCAUUACGGCUUUGAAUGUAAAUAUUAUUGCGAACCUGUAACUUUUGCUGCUCACACAAAUAGAAUGAUUUUGACACUAACAAGUGCCAUAAAAAAUAUGUAUGUGCCCUGUUUAUAUGACAGUCAUGAUUUAUGUCUUGGAAUUAUUCAGCAGCUUUCGUAUGAACUAGCUGUUUUCAUGCUCGUGAUUAAUGGCCACCAAAAUUUAAGAAUCGCAAGUAUUCAACAGUUCUUGAUUGGCCUAACGAAAAUGAAAUCAUGGGUAUGUUUCAGUGCAUACCAAAAGAUUCCAGACGAGAUUCGAGUAAAAAUCAAUGCUAGCGUUCGAAAUAUGAUUGCUGCACGAGAUAAACUGAAGAUAAUUGAUUUGAAAAAUAUAAAAGAAGAAACUAGUUUUCAAAUUUUUGUUCUUUCCUCUGACAAAAAGAGCAUAGAUUUGGAUCGAACUAUCCUGCGUACAAUAGGCUUGGAUUCGCCUGAUCAUCUGAUUGCCACGCAAAAUUGUUUAUUUUCGCUAGGAAUACAGGAUUUUCGUCGAAUGGCUCAUGUUAUACACAAGUUCAUAAAUCGUAUUUCUUUGCAACUUCCGGAUCAAAAACAUCAAUGGAGUAUUUCGAAUAUUCGCAAAAUAAUUUCAACUUGUCUAUGUGACUCACCAAUUCCAGAAACGUCUUCCGAAUAUGCGAUCAUUGGCAGCUUGAUUGUUAAUGAAUUCACGCCAAGCUUACCUAAACAUACAAUUGAUAUAUUCACUGACACCGUUUCGACUUAUUUCUCUAUUGAGGGAGAUACGAUUGAAUGCGUGGGAAUAGAUCCUCGUAUAAAUGAAAGCAUGAACCUCCUUAAUUUAACGAUAACAGAAACCUUCGUUAGCAAAGUGCAACAAAUAAUGUCCAUCUUGUCGAUGCAUUUACCUUUAGUUCUCAUAGGAGGUGUCGGCAGCGGUAAAUCAAAUCUAUUGAAAAUAGCUCUUGAUGUUUUAUCAAACGGUGGCGAUCGUUCGAUUCGGCCAUACUUUUUAUAUUUCGAACAAUCUUCAAAACAUCUACCACUAAAUAAGGAUCGAGUGGAUAAUAUGAUAACGCGUUUAUUGAAAUCGAAAAAACAUAUAAGAAAAUGCCUUAUUUUUGAUGGCACUUUGCCAAAUACGCUACUGGAGCAUUUUACCACUGAUAAUGAAUAUAUAAGUAGCGAUCUUUCAAAGAUUUCAUACGAUUCUGUAUCAUUGAAUAUCGUUUUCGAAAUAUGUGAUUUAAGCGAAUGUGAUCCGGCUUCAUUAAAUAAAACCAAAAUUGUAUAUGUUGACGAAGGUUGCGUCGAGUGGAAACAAGUAGUUUCAUCAUGGUUGUCUGCAAGCACAUUACAUGAGAAUAUUAAAAAUCAAUUUGUUGAAUUUUGUGAUCAAUAUCUCGAGCAAUUUGUAAGGUUUAGAACACAAAACUCUGAUAACAUGUUAAUCAACACAGAUAUCAAUAUCAUUCGAACAUUUAUCAUACUGUUUGAAAAACUAUGUAUAGAGUAUCAAGAAGAAAAUCGCCAGUAUAGUGAAAAUGUUCCAAUACCUGUCAUAAGAAAGAUGUUCGUAUUUGCUGGAAUAUGGUCUAUAGGAGCACUGAUGAACGAAAAAGAGCGUGAAAGAUUUGAUAUUUACGUACGUGAACAAUUGGCUGAUUCAGAUUCUUGUUUUCCUCUCAAAGGAACAAUCUUCCAAUAUUACAUUGAAUCCAAUGGAAUAUCGUCGGAUUGGGUAAUUUGGAAAUCGUAUCACAUUGAUAAAAAAUUGGAUGAUUCCUGCGAAUUCGUCUUCCAUUUGGAAAACAUUCCAUGUUACUAUUUUGUUAAGCAUUUCGUAGAUCUGAAUCUCCCUAUAUUACUAACAAGUGAUAAAUCUAACGUAAAAUCAGCAAUGCUAAAACAUAUAUUAGAAAGAAAUGGUGAUGAGCAUACAAUUUGCAGUACAAUUAUUAGCAGGAACACACAGUCCCAAGAUUUACAAAAUAUUCUCAAGGCAUCAUCUUAUAACAUUGCAAAAGAAAUAUUAUAUCCUAAAAAUCGCAAAUCAAUGACAUGGUUAAUAGAAGAUCUUCACAACACCCUUGACCAACAAACAGAUACCGUGGAGUUUUUAAGGCAUUUCACUGAGCACAAAUUUUGGUACGAGCAUGAUAUGCUUUACAACUUGAAGAAAACCAACGUGUCGACGACAAUGAAAAAUCUACAUUCACUGAACAAUAACAAAUUAAACUCCUCAAGGCUUUUGAACAAAUUCACCGCAAUCAACCUGAUCCCAUACGAUCAAGAAACUAUGGCAUCAAUUUUUAGCGUAAUAAUAAAUGCUCAACAAAAUAAUCUCCUGAGGAUAUUGGCGCCUUCUACUGUGGACUUAAUACUUGGACUUUCAGUGCAAUUCCCUUCUUCUCCAAACAAACCGCGAUAUCAGUUUUCCAUUAAAACAGUUGCUAGAAUCUUGCAUGGUUUUCUAUUAUCUAGCGCCAAAACAAAUAUAUCUGAUAAGAGUUCAUUGCUGAGACUCUGGAUAUACGAAUGUUAUCGUGAAACGUACGAUCUUCUGGAAAGAAAUGAUUACAAGAAAUUUUAUGAAAUUUUCAACAACGUUGUUUCCACAAACUAUGAAGCUACUCUUCAUGGUGUUUGUCCUGGUAAUAAAAGUCCAAUAUUUACCAACGUGUUGAGUGAAAAAUCGCUGAAUGAAGAUGUGAAAGAUGUUAAUCUGUUACGCGCUCAUGCAUGUGCAGCACUAGAAAAAUAUAACUCAAAUCUAAUGCCACAUGCAUCUUCUCUUGAGCAGGCCACAAAAAUUAUGCGAAUGAUAAGAAUUGGAAAACGUCCUAUGAUUAUGGUUGGAGAAAUAGGUAGCGGACGCAAAUCAAUUUGCGAUUUGGCAAUAAUGAUGCUCAACCACAGUCAAGACAAGCUGGCUCUAAUAACAAGUCAUUCCGACAAUAUCUCUAAAAUUUCCGAACAGAAAACAUCUGAAAUGAUUACCACGAAAGAAAAAUCGUCUGAUGAAAAUAACACCGAAAGUAAAUUAUCCGAAGGAAAAACUCAGUCCGCUCUAAGUGAAAAUCGAUCUCAGAAUGGCUCCGAAAAUCAAUUAAUCGAAACAAAAGCUUCCAACAUAAUAAUCGAAAAUUGUAGAAGAUACUUUUUGUUUCAUCUCGAUAUUUGUUCUGAAGAUACGAUAGAAGUCUUAAAUGCUAAAUUUAAAGAACUCUUUAGUCAAUGCUUAAUAGGCUAUACAGUAUGUUUCAUUUAUAUGGAUGUGAGUGAAAAAAUGAACAGGAAUGCAAUGGAGCUCAUGGACCACAUCAUUGUUAAAGACACGUUCCUAGGGCUUUAUGAUUUUAACACUUCCACGCCUUCGAUCAGCAAAAACGAGUGGUUUCUAAUAAGAAAUAAUCUACAGUUCAUUUGUUGCGCCCCGAAGCAAAACGACUUAUAUAGGUUAUUUGCGAAUAAUUAUCCAGCAUUGGUAGGAUUUGCAACAGUCAACUGUAUACAUUCGUUGAAUGAAGAGAGCCUAUUCGAAAUAUCAAAAACGUUCAUGACACAACACAUUGUUUUCGAUAUUCCUAUACUAAGUGAAAAGGAUCCCUCAAAGAAAAGAAAACGUGAAAGCUUAGUACAGAGCACCGAAGACCGAUUGAAUCAGUCUACUUCAGAAGCCAUUUCAAGGAUGCACUCCACUGGAGUAAGUGAAAUAGAAAAUUCUUAUCCCAAUAACGCAGUACUGGAUUGCUGGUAUUUUGAAUUACUUCAAGUGUUCAAAACGUCUUUAGAAACUCGUCGCUCUAUAUUGAUCACAAUGUAUCGGAAAUAUUACACAGGAAUUCAAAAAAUCAUUGAAGCUGCGCAAAACGUUAUUACGCUUCAGGAGGAUUUGUCAGCUCAAAAAGAACAAAUAAUAGAAUUUCAAAAUGAAAUUCAAGCUUUCAUCAUGGACAUUGAAAUCCAAACCGAACAAGCUGACGAAAAGAGCAAGGAAGUUGCAAUAAAACGGGAAAAAAUAGGCGAAGAAGAAAUUGUGUGUAAACAACUGGCAGCAAUAGCAGAAGCUGAUCUAUCAAAAGCAAUGCCAGCUUUGAAUGCGGCUAUCGCUGCGCUUGACUCCCUCAAUAAAAAGGAUAUGAAUGAAAUCAAGUCCUAUGCUCGACCACCAGUCAAAGUUGAACUGGUUCUAAAUGCAAUAAUGAUAUUACUUGGAAAGGAACCUACUUGGGCUGAAGCAAAGCGACAGUUGGGAGAGCAAAAAUUUUUAGAUACUCUUCGUAACUUUGACAAAAACAAUAUAACUGAUAAAGUACUUAAAAUAAUUGGUGGAUACGUCCGUAAUCCUGAUCUCGAACCUAACAAAGUUGGAAUUGUUUCCAAAGCAGCAAAAUCUCUCAUACUUUGGGUGAGAGCGAUUGAGAAUUAUGGGAAAGUUUACAGGUUUGUUGGACCAAAAAUUAAAAAAAUGGAGGACGCUCAAGCUUCACUGCUUGAAAAACAAGCCAUACUAAGAGCUGCAGAGAAGGAAUUGGCUGAUUUAGCACAACGUUUGGCUCUUCUUCGAAGCGAAUACGCUGCCAAAAUUCAAUGUAAAAAAGAGCUGGAAGAAAAAGUUCGUCUGAUGGAAAUAAAACUUGAACGAGCGCAACAACUUGUAGAAGGAUUGAGCAGUGAAAGAAGUAGAUGGACUAAUACCGCGGACAGUCUUUCAAAAGAAUAUUCGUUUGUUAUAGGAGAUUCGCUUUUAGCAGGUGCCUGCUCAGUUUACCUGGGAUCGUUAUCAUUGCAUCAGAGAGAAGAACUAAUAUCAUCAUGGAAAUUGGAUUUAGAAGCUCAUGAAAUUCCGUUCUCCGAAACUUUUAAGUUGAUAAACUUCUUUCACACAACGGAAGACGUACAACAUUGGAAUAAUUUUGGAAUACCGUUAGACAAUCUUACAUUAGAAAACGCUGCAAUUUUACUCAAUAACAAAAUUCGUCUACCAAUCAUUAUAGACCUUCAAGGAGAAAUACAGCAAUGGCUAUGCCAGAUGCAUGAUUCUUCGAAGAUAAAAAUUUUUGAUUUUAACGACACUAUUCCAGAAAAAUACAUAGUAACGGCCCUCGAAGCUAACAAAGCCACUCUAAUUAAUGAAAUUCAAGCUCAAAAUGUACACAACCUUUUUGCGAUAGAAAAACUAUAUUUCAAGGUAGCUACAAAGAUCUCAAAAAAAUCGAAUAUAAACUUUUUUCUCUUGAGCAAUGAAAGCAUCGUUUAUAAAAAUUGGAUGAAGAAAUCCUUCAAAAUAAUCAAUUUCGUAUUUGGGAAGGAUGAACUAGAAGAUAAAUUAUUAGGUGUUGUCGUGGAAAACGAAAAUCCUUCAUUAGAAGAACGCCGCAGACUGAUAGUUCAAACAAUUAUUGAGAACAGAAAAACACUGGCAGAACUUGAAAAAAACAUUCUUGAAAUACUGAACGAAAGUAAAGUACCUCUUAUAGAGAAUGAUGAGCUUUAUAAUGUACUUCAAUACUCUAAACAAACCGAAGAAUUGAUGAAUACUGGACUUGCCAAUGCAGAAGAGGCAAAAACGGACAUUGAAACAUCGCGGGAAAUGUAUCGAUCGGUGGCAUCUAAUGCAAGUUUGAUAUUUUUUGUCAUUGAUAGUUUAAAAUUAUUCAAUACUCAAUAUUCCUUUUCAUUGGAUUGGUACUUGCGAGUUUUCGAUAAUUCGUUGACCAAGAGUAUGAAAUCACAAAUAAUACAUGAACGACAGCAUAAAAUAAAUGAUUUUCAUACAUACAAUAUUUUCAAAAACCUUAUAUUGGCCCUGAAACCAGCCGAUGCUCAAAUUUAUGCCUUUAUUUUAUGUACAAAACAACUAUACGAACAAGACAAAAUAAGUAUCAGAGAGUUUAAGUUUUUAAUUAACGGAGCAGGAAAAAUUGACAGAUUGGAACAAGUUGAAAAUCCAAAUACAACUUGGAUUACUUCUGUUCAUUGGGACAACAUUACUGAGCUUGAUAAAUUACCAGGGUUUAGAGGAAUUGCUCUCUCUUUUGUAGAAGAUAAUAUGGAGUGGAAUGAAUGGUACAUAUCUACAACACCAGAACUAGAAAAGCUUCCAGUUAAUUGGGAGCGAAAUUUAACACCUUUUCAAAAAUGUAUGGUUGUCCGAUGUUUACGGUUAGACAGAUUCCAGCCCUGUUUGAAGAAUCUCAUAGAAUCGAAUCUUGGGAAAAGAUAUGCGGAGUUUUGCUGGCCCUCGGUUCUGGAUGUUUUGAACAUAUCUAUAGCAAACAUUCCAAUUCUGUUCAUAUCACCUCAACAGUGGAACCCUCUCCUGGAAAUAAAGCGAGCUGCAAAAGCUUAUUCCGAGAACACGGUACCAACAGUGGAAUAUUAUAAUAUCAGUGGAACAUCCCUUGAAAGUAUCGGUCAACAUAUUAAACACUGUGUGCAAGAAGAGAAAUGGCUCUACAUUGACGAUAUCCAUAAAUCGCAUGAGUUUCUAUUACAAUUAAAUCAAGCUUUUCAGUACAUGGAAUCAUUGAAUUCUAAAUCGUCAUUCCGUUUGAUGUUGAAGACUAUCGACAAAGCGUGUAUCCCUUCCAAAAUUCUAAAAUAUUGUUCGAAAUUUAUGUAUACUGAACCAACGGGUGUUAAAUAUCACAUGAAUGGCAUCUAUGAACAAUUCGGGGAGAAGCAGUUUCAAAAGAUAACAAAACAUCAGAUGAUUUACAGAAAAUUGUUUUUUAACUUGUCAUAUUUACAAGCGAUCUUGCUAGAAAGAAAUAAAUUUCAACAAUGGGGAUGGUUGGAACAGCAACAUUUUAGUUUUCUUGAUUUCCAGCUUAUAGAAAAAAAUAUUCCAUAUAUUAUUGAUGAGCUUAUUUUACCAAAUCAAGGUUUGAAAAGCAAGCUUCGUGGUGCGGUAGAUCAAUCUUCAGAAACUAGUUUCGCUAUAAAACUAUGGAAAUUUAUGCAAAAUAUUGUCUCAUCUGUUGGUUAUGGGGGUUCAAUCAAUAAUCAAUGGGAUGAAAGAAUUUUGAACACCCAUUUUAGAGAAUUAUUCAAACCAGAAUCUAUUAUCCAAGUGCAAAAUACCGUUGUUUUAUCGAAAGAUGUUCAUCCUAUGCCGCGUGAUGGAAACUACAAAUCGUAUGUCAAUUUUAUUAUGAAUCAACUGCCACACAGUGAUGCAGCAAGCGUAUUCGGACAGAAUGAAAAUGCAAAUAUCAAAUAUUUAGAAUCACAAUCUAAUUACAUGCUCGAAAAGCUGCAAGGUGUACAUCUGGAAACCAAGAUAGAUGUGUCAAGAGACUCCAGUGAAUAUGAUAUCGAAUACAGUAAGGUACAGAAAACAGCUGCCGAGCUGUUGUUGGCACUUCCUGUUAGUUUAGACUACGACAAUGCUGUUAGGAUUGUGAGAACAAACAGAACGCCAAUCUCAGAAAGCCUUUUGAAUGAAAUCAAGGCAUACAACAAAAUUCUUGAUGUUGCUAGAAAAAAUCUCGAGCAUAUCAUUAAAGUACUGUCUGGAGAGUUUCCGCUGUAUACAGAGUCUUUAGGCUUAAUACAGUGUAUACAAUUCAAUAGUCUACCCAGAAAAUGGAUUCAUUAUCCCUGCAACAAACAUCUUUCAGACUGGAUAGUUGAACUGAAACAAAGAUGUGAUUAUUUUAGGAAAUGGUCUGAAACCGGUCAUUUUGCAAAUGACCUGAUGUUGCAAAUGUUUACAAAACCUAAAAUUUUCAUGGGAAAUAUGUUGAAGUUUUAUUCUGCAGUUAAAAAAAAGCCAUUAAGUGACCUUGGAUGGUCCACGUCAGUUUCUCUUACAAUGAACCCUUUACUAACGUUAUCUCAAGAUGAAGGAUUUCUUAUAAGAGGUCUACUUCUUCAAAACGGAUCAUGGAAUAUAGAGAAACAAUGCCUACAACUACCUCGGAUACUAGAAAUGAACUGUCUAAUGCCACCAAUUAUUUUUAAACCAUCUGAACGUGACUAUAAUCAUCAAACCGAAGAUACUUACUACUGUCCAUGUUUUAUUUCCUCGGAACGUUCGACGAAUUCAAUAAUCUUCAAAAUAUGCCUCAAGAAUGGACAAGUACAGAACGAAACGUGGAUUAAGUAUAAUACCGCAUUGACUCUUACCAAUUAAACCUCAUUUAAGAGUGUAGCACUUAGAAUAAUCAUUAUCAUGAGUACAUUUCGAAUAAGUUAUCAUGUUUUGGGUAUUAAUAAUUGAGUUUUCAGUACUUAACAUCAGAUAAUGAUUUUUCCAUGUUUUUUGUAUACCAAAUAUAUUUACUAUUGUAAACAGAUGAAA